AUGUCCCUGAGAGAACCUCUGAGGGCGCGAGCACCCCUGGGAGGGCCCUUGGGGGAGCCAGCAUCCCUGCUAGGGCCCCUGAGGGCACCACCAUCCCUGGGAGGGCCCCUGGAGACCUUUGGUACGGACCUUGGCAGUGCCCCUGGGGGCGCCAAUGACCCUGAGAGGGACCCUGGGAGCGCUAAUAUCCCUAGGAGAGCCCCUGGGGGCGUUGCCGUCCCUGUCAGGACCCCUGAGAGCGCUGCUGUCCCUGGGAGGGCCCCUGUGAGUGCUGAUGUUCUUGGGUCAUCAUCCCUGGCAGGGGCCCUUGAGACCCUUGGUACGGUCCCUGGGAUCGGCGACGACCCUGAGAGGUCCCCCAAGAGCUCUGCUGUCUUUGGCAUUGCCCCUGGGUUCGCCACCGCCCCUGAGAGGGACCCUGGGAGCGCUGCUGUCCCUGGGAGAGCCCAUGGGAGCACCACCACCCCCGAGAGGGACCCUGGGAGCACCGCUGUCCCAGGGAGGGCCUCUGUGAGUGCAGAUGUCCCUGAGAGAGCCCCUGAGGGCGCGAGCACCCCUGGGAGGUCCCUUGGGGGAGCCAGCAUCCAUGGUAGGGCCCCUGAGGGCACCAGUACCCCUGGCUGGGCCCCUGGUAGCGCUGCAUAUUCUGGGAGGGCUCUUUGGGGCACAACGGUCCCUGUAAGGGCUCCUGGGCGCUCGGCUGUCCCUGGGAGUGCCACUAAACCUGGCAGAGCGCCUGAGGGCACCACCAUCCCCGGGAGGGCCCCUGGGAGAGCCACUGGGGUCGCCCCUGUCCUUGGGAGGGCCGCUGUGGGCUCCAGCGCUCCUGGCAGGGCCUCUGGGGGUGCCACCCUACCUGGAAAGGUCCCUGAGGGCGCUGCCGUCCUUUGGAUGGUCCCUGGGAUUGCCUCUUUCCCCAGGAGAGCCCCCCGGGGCGCCUCCACCCCUGGGGGACCAACCGUCCCCUGGCAAGGCCCGUGGGGGCGCCAUGGCCCCUAG
This is a messenger RNA of Homarus americanus (American lobster), 999 nucleotides long. Its product is annotated as mucin-1-like. NCBI's taxonomy places the organism in Eukaryota, Metazoa, Arthropoda, Malacostraca, Decapoda, Nephropidae. The record is from RefSeq and is a predicted model, not a curated record. The transcript is spliced from 2 exons. Bases 1 to 999 code for a protein of 332 amino acids.